AGGCUCAACAUGCGAACAAUGUUUGCUCCUCUCUAGAAGCUUAUUUCAAAAAUAUGUCUUCAAAUUCGAAGUGUUGGUACGAUCCUGACCUCGGAGGAACACCCCAAGAACUAGCUCAAAAUAACGGAUUCCUCCUAGAAGAACACCAAGUCACAACCGAAGAUGAAUAUAUUCUGCCGUUAUACCGUUUGAAAAAUUUGGAUGGUUCCUAUGGAUCACAGCCGAUAUUUCUGCAACAUGGGAUGUCAGCGGAUGCAUAUUGCAUGAUGGUAAAUAAGGAGGAUUCUAUACCUUAUUAUCUUGCCAGAAAGGGAUAUGAUAUUUGGAUUGGUAACUACAGAAAUUGCGAAUAUUGUAGACAUGCAACUCUUACUACUAGUGAUCCAAAGUAUUGGGAGUUUAGUUAUCACGAAAACGCUCUAUACGAUCUGCCAGCAAACUUCGAAUACAUCAAAAAUUUGACUGGUCAGAAAAUAAUUCCCAUCGGACACUCUAUGGGCUCCACAGGUCUAGCCGCUUAUGCUUCGGUUAUGCCAAUGGAAGCAGAAAAAUACCUCAAACAUGCUAUUCUAGUAUCACCAGCAAUAUAUUUUAAGAACAAUGAUGGUUUUGUUAGUAAGGGUAUGAUUGAAAGCGCGCAUGAGAUGAUUGUAAUACUUCCGAUAAUCGGCUAUAACCGUAUCAUGACAAAGGACAGUUUCGAAAGACUUGCCACUAAAAGAUUCUUUUAUUCUACUCUGGAUAAUGCCAAGUUUACUAAAGUUGCACUUUCCGCUGUUUUUGGAAAAUUUACACAUCCAUCAGAGCCCGCAAAAUUUCCGUUAUUAAUUGACUCACUUAGAACAGUUUCUUUUAAAACUAUGCAAAAUAUGCAUUCAAGAGAAUUUAGAAUGUUCGACUAUGGCCCCGAACAAAAUAUGGUCCGAUAUGGCAAAGAAAUUCCACCGGAUUAUGACAUGGGUAAAAUAACAAAUUCAAUUUCACUGGUCUAUGGUCUUUAUGAUACUUUGGCUGGCAGGGAGAAUAUUGUGGCUGCAUACCAACGUUACCAGAAACCAAACUGGGAUAUCUUCGAGAUACCUCAUAACCAUGUAGAUCUGUUAUUUUCAAGAGAUGCCAGGAAAACAAUUCUUCCUUUAUUGUCUAAAAUAAUUAGUAAAGUUAUUAGAAAACGAGAUUAAACAAAUUUACCUACAAUACUUAUAAUUAGAUUUUUUUUUUUUGGUGAAUUUUCCCACGUUCCAAUUAAUUCAAACAGUUCCUACAAUUUAUAUCAAUUUGGCCCGGAUUUUGCUGACCGAUUUUCUCUCUUCGGGGAUUUCAUCCACU
Messenger RNA from Ceutorhynchus assimilis (cabbage seed weevil), 1329 nucleotides. The record is from the annotation of a GenBank genome assembly. Lineage: Eukaryota; Metazoa; Arthropoda; Insecta; Coleoptera; Curculionidae.